Messenger RNA from Penicillium diatomitis, 2124 nucleotides. RefSeq lists its product as uncharacterized. Gene Ontology annotation, molecular function: high-affinity potassium ion transmembrane transporter activity. The record is from RefSeq and is a predicted model, not a curated record. Bases 1 to 2124 code for a protein of 707 amino acids. Gene Ontology annotation, biological process: potassium ion import across plasma membrane; intracellular potassium ion homeostasis. Gene Ontology annotation, cellular component: plasma membrane. The transcript has 6 exons. Lineage: Eukaryota; Fungi; Ascomycota; Eurotiomycetes; Eurotiales; Aspergillaceae.
AUGAGAGACUUCCGGUCGAGGCCGAUCAAGUGUUAUCUUCCACGAGUCCGCUUCCUCACCCUACAUUAUGCGUAUUUUAUUGUGGUGACACUGGUCUCCUCUGCGAUCCUGUGGGGGGCCUCGACACCCGCCCACAGUCUUCGGUAUAUUGAUGCCCUAUAUCUGGCGGUCAGUGCGAUGACACUGGCCGGCAUGAACACAGUCAACUUAUCAACUUUGAAUACAUUUCAACAAAUAGUCCUGUUCUUCUUGAUCAUUACCGGUUCUGCUAUCUGGGUAUCGAUUGCGGUGGUUCUGACCCGCAAACGUGCCUUUGAAAACAGAUUCAGCGAGCUGAUCAAAGCAGAGCGGCUGGAGCGAAGAACGCGAAGCCAGAAUGGACCCGGUCGCUCACUGACCCGGUCCCGCUCAUUCUUGCCAGAGACCAAGGCACCGGAAGAACAUCCAUGGGUACCCGGUGUUCUACCGAUGAUCCGCUCUCCGGGGCAGGGAGGGCCCCAUCGAACCCAUCUUGCAUCGGAUGGUGAAGCUUCCGAGAUACAGGGGCGAGGGCUGUACUCUCCGCGAGCUGAGUCCCAUGACCAGUCACCAAGGCGCAAUGGCCAGGGAGACGACCCCGACCCUCGCGGUGCCAAGGAGGCAGAUUCAGAAUCCACCGCAGAAAUUCUUCGGUUUCAGAAGACUCAUACAGGCACCGAACCCCAUGUUGCAUUCAAGCCCGACGAACAGGGCAGCUCCGUCCGGCGUCGCAUGCUUUCCCCGUACACGAAUGUCUUGAAUCGCACCAACACACUAGGAGAGUUGGAGCGUGGGUCAACUGCGGAUCACACCGCGGACAAGGAGCUGAAUAGAGAUAUUUUCGAGAAGCUGAAACGCAACUCCUCAUUCUAUAAUCUCACCGAAGAUGAGCGCCAGAGUCUGGGUGGUGCAGAAUACCGCGCCAUCUGCUUGUUGUCUAUCAUUGUGCCCAUGUACUUUUUCUUGUGGCAGCUGCUCGGCGGGCUUGGAGUUGGCGCCUACCUCGCCAACAAUAAGGCCUCAGUCACAGAGGCGAAUGGCUUGAAUCCCUGGUGGGCGGGCUUUUUCUUCGCGAUCUCGGCCUUCAACAACUCUGGAAUGAGUCUGGUUGAUGCGAACAUGGUUGCUUUCCAAACGUCGACUUACAUGCUCAUUACCAUGGGUCUCUUGAUGCUGGCCGGUAACACUUGUUACCCAAUCUUUCUGCGCUGGAUUGUCAAGGCCGUUCGCCUCCUGCUUCCCAAGCACGGCUACUUUGAUCAGUUCCGUGAUACCUUGACCUUUCUCUUGGAUCACCCACGUCGAGUGUACACGACCUUGUUCCCCUCGGCUCAUACCUGGUGGCUUGUUCUCUCGGUCGUUGUUCUAAAUGGUAUUGACUGGAUUGCAUUUGAAGUGCUCAAUCUCGACAACCCGUCCGUCACGUCGAUCCCGACCGGAGCCCGCGUACUUGACGGGCUAUUCCAGGCGCUCUGCGUUCGCAGCGGAGGCUUCUAUGUGGUCAGCAUCUCCGACCUCCAACUUGGAACGCAAAUGAUCUAUGUGGUCAUGAUGUACAUCUCGGUGUAUCCUGUUGUUAUCACGAUGCGUCACUCGAACGUGUACGAAGAGCGCAGUCUGGGGAUAUAUGCGGACGAUCCAUCUGCGGAAGAUGGACACACCGACUCGUCCUCUGAUGAUUCGAGAAGCGCAGUUGCCAUGGCUCCGACCAUCGGCAGGCUAUAUUUUAUUCGGCACCAAUUACGCUCCCAAUUGGCAUAUGAUCUUUGGUGGAUUGCACUUGCUGUGAUCAUCAUCUGUAUUGUCGAAGCAGGACAGUUCACCAGAGAUCCUGUCACAUUCUCGGCGUUGAAUAUCAUUUUCGAGACUGUGAGCGCAUACGGCUGCGUGGGCAUCAGCACCGGUCUUCCCAAUGAAUUUUACAGUUUCUCCGGGGCGUGGCACACUCUAAGCAAGCUGGUUCUUUGUGCUGCCAUGAUUCGAGGACGCCACCGUGGUUUGCCUGUUGCGAUCGACAAGGCGAUCAUGCUUCCGAGUGAUAGACUCCUCGAAGCCGAAGAGGAAGACGCUGAAAUCCGGAUGGAGAGGACUAUGAGUCGAAGAUGA